GUAUUUUCACUAGUUGUAAUGACAUUUUAGAGAUCAGUUUAAUUGAUAAGCUCCAUUACAAGUCCAUUGUGCCUGAAAAUUUUACCCCCACCCUCUGUCACUCGCUGGGAUUUUCGUCCAGAGAAAUGCAUAUUAAAGUUGGAGUCUGGUCAUUUUGAGUGGGUUUCUUCUGACGUCAGAGCCACCGGCGUUUAAAACAACUCGCAUCUGGGCUGACGUCUUUAAUACUAGUUUUUAUAACGCAAAAUAUGUAUUUCUGACAUCAAAGCCGGCUACUCGGAAAAUGCUUUACGAUGCGCUCGGUUGUGUUGUAGAAGUUUAAUACAGAAGAUAGCUACUGGAAAUCCUCAGGAAGGCGUUUAAGCAAAUUAAACAUGGUAGUAUUGCGCUUCGCCCUAUAAGCGUCCAGCAGCUUUAUGCUUUACCAAUCAAUUGUUACAGUGAAACACAGCAGACCUGCAGUCUCGCCUGCUUUCUCGGAAACAGGGAUCACUCUACAAUGUCCUAUCCUCAAUUCGGAUAUCCUUACUCUUCAGCACCACAGUUCCUCAUGACCACCAACUCUUUGACAUCUUGCUGCGAGUCGAGUACCAGAUCCAUCUCGGAUUCUUCAGCGCAGACGCCCGUCUACUGUCCCGUGUAUGAAAGCAGACUGCUGGCCACUGCCAGACACGAGCUGAGCUCCGCCGCUGCGCUGGGAGUCUAUGGGAACCCGUACACAAGCAGUCAAGGCUAUGGGAAUUAUGUUACUUAUGGAGCCGACGCCUCUGCUUUCUACUCUUUGGGAACGUUUGAUGCCAAGGAUGGAAGUGCGACUGCGCAUGCGGGUAUAACCCAGGCUGCCGCAUAUUACCCAUAUGAUCCCACCCUGGGACAGUAUCAGUAUGACAGAUACGGAUCUAUGGAGGGAGGAACCAGAAGAAAAAAUGCCACCCGUGAGACGACCAGCACGUUAAAAGCGUGGCUACAGGAGCACAGGAAAAACCCAUAUCCUACCAAAGGAGAGAAGAUCAUGCUGGCCAUCAUCACCAAGAUGACCCUCACACAAGUGUCCACAUGGUUCGCCAACGCCAGGCGGAGACUCAAGAAGGAAAACAAGAUGACAUGGCCACCGAGAAACAAGGGCUCAGACGAGAAAAAAUACGAUGACGAUGAGGAUGGAUCACAAGAAGAUCAAAUCAAAAGUGAAACCAAUGAUGAUGAGAGUAAAAGUCGAGAGGACAAGGAACUUCAGUUAAGUGACUUGGACGAUUUUGACACCAUCGAGUCGGAGAGCUCGGAGUGUGAACUUAAACACCGCUUUCACAUGAACGUGCACAUGGCGACCACCGACGAUCGCCCCAAAGGAACCUCUCCAAAACUCUCCAUUCCGGGUCUGCUCGAGGCUGACCGCGAUUUAACCAAAAGUUGCUUAAAGACGUCCGCCGAUGACUGCGAACAUGACGUCGGCGACCUUCGGCACACCAAAACGUGUUUCCAACAGCAAGGCCAUCCAUUACUGGACAGCAAACCACGAAUCUGGUCUUUGGCCCAGACCGCGACCUCGCUGAUCCCAACAGAGUACUCUUCAUGUAUGCUCAGAUGUCAACCAUCACCCUCUGCCUGCUCGCCUGUUAACGGCCUAGAUAGACAGCAGGAUUCACCGGUUACCACUCUUAGAAACUGGGUAGAUGGAGUUUUUCACGACCCCUUGUUUAGGCACAGCUCAUUAAACCAAGCACAAACGAACACUACAGUUUCUUGGACCACCACGACCAAAGGGGCCAUCUUAGAGACAGAAGCCCUUGGACGCUCCAUAGCGAACACCAACGUGAUAAAAACACAGCAGCUUGAGGCCAGCAAGGACAGUAUGACUUUUCCAAAGGGGGUGAAUAAAAUAUUCUGCUCCUAGCACACCCAUUUACUCUUUAAAAACCGAGGUGGACUGUUUGGAAUAGCUGCUAACAAUUUUUAUUUCAUAACAGUUAGCAAAGACUGUAAUCAAUGGACCCAAAUUUUUGCUACAUAAAAAUGGGCUGUCAUGGGAAAGUGUAUGUAUUUAUUGUUGUAUUGACAUCUCACUGGGGAGGGUCCCAAAAAGGGAUUUCUUUACAGUAUAUAUUUAUUUGUUUAGUUGAGUUUUGUAACGCACGUUAAAUUUGUGUAAAUUAUCAACUAUGGCCGGAAAGACUGAGAAAAGUUUACAAUCCGAUUUUGGGGUUCUAAUGUUGAUUUGGCAUGCAUAUGUUUUCAUUGGAUAUUAUUUUAGAUGAACUCGGACAUUGUUGCAAUGACUCACAAGUGUCACUGUUAAGAUCGUAUCGCACAAAUGCACAAAUCCCUGUUGAAUUUGGGGAAUGUUGAGAUCUGCUCACUAUAAUAAAACAGCUGAUGUUUCCAAGUCUUGGGUCUGUGCGUCGAUCAAAGUCGCUGUCCUUGGUGCUGAAUGUAUACGCGUUUCUAUAUGCAACAUGUUACAGGUUUUGUUAAACGUCAUCUGCUUUGCUUAAAAGCUGUAAAGAUCUAUUUCUGUAAACGAAACAUUUUGAACAGCUAAUCUGCAUUUAUCACUAAAUAUCUGACAGUCAUA
Messenger RNA from Misgurnus anguillicaudatus (oriental weatherfish), 2569 nucleotides. It is a transcript of the gene irx4a, whose product is annotated as iroquois homeobox 4a. NCBI's taxonomy places the organism in Eukaryota, Metazoa, Chordata, Actinopteri, Cypriniformes, Cobitidae. Gene Ontology annotation, biological process: cell development; regulation of transcription by RNA polymerase II; neuron differentiation. Gene Ontology annotation, molecular function: DNA-binding transcription factor activity, RNA polymerase II-specific; RNA polymerase II cis-regulatory region sequence-specific DNA binding. Gene Ontology annotation, cellular component: nucleus. The record is from RefSeq and is a predicted model, not a curated record.